This is a messenger RNA of Branchiostoma floridae (Florida lancelet), 6098 nucleotides long. Its product is annotated as A disintegrin and metalloproteinase with thrombospondin motifs 7-like. Gene Ontology annotation, biological process: extracellular matrix organization; proteolysis. Lineage: Eukaryota; Metazoa; Chordata; Leptocardii; Amphioxiformes; Branchiostomatidae. The record is from RefSeq and is a predicted model, not a curated record. The coding region runs from base 720 to 4898 and encodes 1392 amino acids. The transcript has 24 exons. Gene Ontology annotation, molecular function: metalloendopeptidase activity. Gene Ontology annotation, cellular component: extracellular matrix.
ACGUGUUAGCAAUCAUUGUAGGGCUAGUCAAGACAGGGUGAACCUAUCAAUCAACAUCUUCCACAGCUCAGCUCAGGGGCUUUAAAAUUCUUGGGGCAAACCGAGGAGGUUUCAAUCAGAUUAAGACCUACUUGGACAAAUGACUAUGUCGCGGUAAGGUCAUCAUUGUUAACGAUGUGUCUGUAAAGGAGAGGAAUUAUUCUCUAGCCUCACAGAACACCUGAUACACCGUUGUGUUAGAUAGUUAGUCUGAAACUGUAUAUCAUGCCGCUGUAUUCAUUCAGGAGUCCAGUUGCACGAGGCGUAUUUGUUACAUACCAUGCGUCGACCACGUCCGGGCUUUCCAAGGUUCCUCUUGACGUUCUGACGUCUUCGAGUUUUGGCGGGUCGCCAGGGGGAGACGAGAACACGAGCGUUGGGCCAAUCGGAAGCGGGGACGUUCUUCCGCCGAGCCAAUCGGAACCUCUCAUCCGAGGCAUGACGGGGUCUGUUAUCAAGUCCUGCAGGGCGGGCGUCGUGGCACUAAAUACAAAACUGCCGGUUCGCCGGUCACAGUUCCUACAAUCUGCCACCGCCUGCCUGCCCGUCCAGUAGGGCUGCCACUGUCAUCGCUGAAAGAAAGAGGUGCUCCCGCCACAAGCAGCGGGUAUAGGACGAGGGAGGGCAGGUUAGGUACCGAGAACACACCCAGGAAAAAAGCUACAAGACUUCUGCUAAAGAUGUUUAGACGCUUUACUGAUGUCCUCGCUAUGCUGUGCCAAUUGCUGCUAAUUGCUGCGACAACUUGUACUGGAUACGGUUUGGAUGGCCCUGGAGAGAGAACAUUCCAUUUUCCAGACGAGAAGCAAGGAAAUUUCGCCGAUGGUCUGAGUAGUUACGAUGUUGUGCACCCCGUGAGAGUUUCUCCAGACGGAGAGUUCAUAUCGCACAGAGUCGUGCACAGCGAGCAUCACCACCUCCACCGACGGGGGGCAGGCGACCAAGGGCGCCCCUCCUCUUCUCAAGCAGACGGGCUUCACUACAAGGUCACUGUGGACGGGGUUGACUUGCACCUUGAUCUCCGACUGAACCCGGCCUUGUUGGCCCCCGGGUACGUCCUGGAACGACAUCGGGGAAAUGUUUCACGGGCAGCCGUCACCCGCGGCCCGACCAACUCCUGUCACUACGUGGGUACCGUCCCCACCUCCAGGGACUCAUCCGUGGCCAUCAGCACUUGCAGUGGAUUGCGAGGCUUGAUCAGGACAGGGAAGGAUGACUACUUUAUCGAGCCAGUCCGCGGACACAAUGUCUCUGCUGCGGAGAAACAUCCUCACCUCAUCUACAAGCGCUCUGCCCUGCCUAAGGAGAACCAACCUUCCUCCUCGCCUGUAUAUGAGGGAGAGCACUCGGACUUCUGUGGGUUGGAAGGUAACAGACAGAGGGACGAAACCAGAAGAGAACGAUGGGAAAAUAAGCAUCACAAUCAUGGCGGCGAACAACACGGCAGCCGCGCACGCGCAAAACGGUCCGUCAGCAAGGAGCGGUUCGUGGAGACUCUGGUAGUGGUGGACAAGAAGAUGGUGGACUACUACAAGGACGACGACGUCGAGACUUACGUACUUACACUUCUAAACAUGGUGUCCAGGCUCUACCAUGACCCGUCCAUAGGGAACCUGAUCAAUAUUGUGCUAGUGCGUCUGAUGCUACUGGAGGAGGAACCAGAGGAUUUAUCCAUCUCUCACCACGCCGACCACACGAUGUCCAGUUUCUGUAAGUGGUCGAAAAGCAUCAACCCUAAGGACGAGGUGCACCCCAACCACCACGACGUGGCCAUUCUUCUGACAAGGUACGACAUCUGUACAGGUAUGAACGAGCCGUGUGGUACGCUGGGGUUGGCUCAGGUGUACGGCAUGUGCCAGCCGCACCGCAGCUGCAACAUCAACGAGGACACGGGGCUGGCUGUGGCCUUCACCAUGGCGCACGAGAUCGGACACAAUUUCGGCAUGAAGCACGAUGACGAGAAGAGCGGCUGUCAGACGCCUCCCCACCAGCGGCCACACGUCAUGUCUCACCUGCUGACCACACAGACCAGUCCCCUGGCAUGGUCCAACUGCAGCAGGGCCACCAUCACUACGUUUCUAGACCGAGGAUGGGGUAGUUGCCUGGACGACCAGCCGUCGGAGCACGACUUCACGUUCCCCACCCUGCCGCCCGGCAUGAUGUACGAUGCUGACCACCAGUGCCGCCUGCAGUACGGCCCCACCGCGUCCCUCUGCUAUGGCAUGUCGGACGUCUGUAACACGUUAUGGUGUAACGUAGUGGAAACCAACGCCUGUCACUCUAAACUGGAGUCCGCUGCUGAGGGAACCCGCUGUGGUCACAACAAGUGGUGCAACAGGGGCAACUGCGUGGCCGUAACAGGAGCGCCCCCUGUCGUAGAUGGAGGGUGGGGCACGUGGUCCGAAUGGUCUGACUGCACCAGGACGUGUGGAGCUGGCGUGCAGCAUGCGAUCAGAAGCUGUGACAGCCCAAGACCAUCACAUGGCGGACGGUUCUGUUUGGGACAGCGCAAAAAAUUCAGGCUGUGCAACGUUGAGGCCUGUCCUGAUGGUGAAAUCGACUUCCGGGAGUGGCAAUGUCAGAUGCACGACGAGAAACCUUUCAAGGGCAACUAUUACAGCUGGGUGCCAGUCGCAUAUCCCCAGUAUCCGUGUGAGCUCCACUGUAAGCCGGAAGGGAGUUUCUUCUCCGCACGACUGGCAGAGGUCGUGAUAGACGGGACCCCGUGUCGCAAAGCAUCGCGGGACGUCUGCAUCGACGGAAUAUGCAAACCUGUGGGCUGUGACUUCAUCCUGGGCUCUAACGCCACGGAGGACCGAUGCGGGGUGUGCAGCGGAGACGGAACCUCCUGUGAGACCAUCAAGGAGUCUUAUAACGAGAAGGAAGGCAGAGGUUACGUGGAAGCGACAGUUAUCCCGGCCGGGGCGCGUAACAUCCGUGUGGAGGAAGUGGCUGAGGCCAACAACUUCCUGGCACUCAAGGGGCAUGACGGGGAGUACUAUAUCAACGGUCACUGGUUCAUACAGUGGACGGGUGAGUACGAGGCGGGCGGCACGACAUUCCGGUACGAGCGCCAUGGCAACAGGGAGGUGUUCACCGCGCCCGGGCCCACCACGGAACAACUGCACAUCAUGCUGCUGUUUCAGGAAAAGAACCCAGGCGUCGUUUUUGAGUACACCAUUCCGCGGGAACAGAACGACACGGACGGAGAGCCAACAAGAGUCCCAGACUUCAGCUGGGAGUUCAGCGACUGGACGGAGUGUACCGCCACCUGCGGGACAGGCACACAGAGAUCCAGGGUGAUGUGUGUGGAGAAAGAAGCUGGGCAGGUCGACCCACGAUUCUGCAAUGCGACCAACAAGCCCGACGACAAGCUUCGAACAUGUAACGAGGAUCGGUGUCCGUCAAGGUGGUGGACAGGUCCCUGGCAACAUUGCACGGCGUCUUGUGGCGAUGGCGGGACCCGGACCAGGUCGGUCCUGUGUAUCCGCAGUAUCGGGCCGGACGAACAGAUGGCGCUGCCGUUCGUGGAGUGUCUGGCGCUCCCCAAACCUCCUCACGAAGAGACCUGUAACAAGGACGUCCCCUGUCCCUUUUCGAAGUGGAUUCCCGGUCCGUGGUCAGAGUGUUCAAAGAGCUGUGGCGGAGGCAUCAAGAUACAAUCACUCACGUGCAAGGACAAUGCCACGUGCGACCCUGACGUCAGACCCAAGACUGUUCUAUGCAACAUUCACGUCUGUCCCCCGGACCCCACCACGAAGAGCACCACAGCAGACAUUAGUACAACAGACUACAUCACAACAGAGCCAGAGAACACGCCACUGCGAGGAACAACGCAGUUUCUACCUACAGGGAAAGUUGGAAAGUCAAGAGAAGAUAACAGUCUACAUGAAAGCGAAAAGAAGAGAAAUUACGGCCAUGAGAACAUCAUUACGAGAUUCAGGGCUUUCAUGAUGGGUGAUGAUGCUCACGUGGAAGAUAAACCGUUCCUUAAGCGUUUGCCGCCUUCAAAGCCAGAAAGCAGUUCUGUCGCACAUACUAUGAAAUCACAGACAGAGGCGACAACUCCGAUAACCACGGCUACACUUACGCUUGGUACUCUGUCAGGGGAAAAGCAAGUAAUAACGUCUUGGUCAAGUCUAAGAGCGAUGUCAAGUACUCCAGUCAUUGUGGACAGGACUAAUGAUCCUUCCAAAGUUGCCAUGGUGCGAACAGAACUCCGUUUAAAAACAGAGACACCUACCACAUCACCGACCACUGUGUUGACAGAACGGAUUUCUACUCAUCCUCAAAUGGCUACUCAAGCCACCGCUGCAACUUUGAGCGUCACGGUCAGUAACGGCACGGUGCGACAUCGUCACGAAAUGCAUAGCUGGGUGACCGGAAACUGGUCAGAAUGUUCCCAGACUUGUGGGCAUGAUGUGCAGGAGAGAGACGUGACGUGUUCGCGGCCACAUCAGUGUGAACACAGCAAGAAGCCCAUUCAGCAGAGGCCAUGCUUCGUCCGGCCGUGUGCACUGUGGGUCACUGGUGGAUGGAGUGAGUGCUCAGCGUCCUGUGGAGGCGGACAGCAGAGGAGACAGGUGCAAUGUCAGGAUUUGGUCACUAGGAGGCGCAGCCAGGGCUGCGACAAACGACGGACACCUGCCAACGUGCAACAGUGCAAUCUGGAGGACUGUCCCUCUGAAAAUUCAGCCCAAAGUAGAUGUACAGGUGACCUGAACAGACCGCACCUGUGCAACAUCGUGGUCCGGUUCCGCAGGUGUCACAUGCCACAAUUCUGGGCCAAGUGCUGCAAGAGCUGUGGGGACCCAGUCGUCAGCCACAGAACACACCGGCAAAAGAGAACUAGCCAAUGAAAAAGCCUAACGCAAUGUCAUAAUGCCAACUGUAAUCGUUCUUAUUGUUGAAUAUGUCUUAGCAAUGUCUCCUCUCUAACUACGUAAGUGUUUAGGCUAGCCUUGCAGUGGCGAUACUGGCUGCUAUGGUAUUAUAUUUUGGCAAAUGUAACCAUAUCAUGAAACCCAAUUAAAAUGUAUAAUGUAAAUACUGCUGAUCACAGCUGGACAGUUGGAAUCGGACAUUGUUCGUAGAAAAUCGUUGAUGGAGAAACGGUAGGCGAAGGAGGUCAUUACCAAGCCAUAACCAUGAUUGAAGAGGGCCAAACAUAUCAUACAAGGAUGCCUUUAAACAUUUUCGAAUCCAAUGUUUAUUUAUUGCUCGUUUUCAUCCCGAAUCUGUCAUGAAAAAUAAGCAAUUGUUGUAAAUUUUUGUCUGUACAUAUCUGGCUCUUGAAUUGACCAAUUUUCGUAGGCUAUUCUUCUGUUUCAUAUCCAAGGGAUUUCAAUGAGUAACACAAGUGAUUCGUAACGAAUCUUAACGUAAGAAAACAAAACAUCAUGUAUCUAAAGUGUUGCAUCAAUCUCUAUUGCAACAAAAGUAAUGGACGCUUUGCUUGCCUUGUUGAGGUAUUUUAUCACUAGGAGAGAUCACAUUACUGAAACAGAGUCACGUAGAGCACACAUUGAAACUGUAUCACAGUAGUACUGCCAUCAGUACACGUGUUGAGCAUUUGUUAUUUCUGACUGUAGUACGAUAAGCACGUCUGUUAACCAUAAAAGGUACUGCUCUUUUUUAUUCUGUCACAACCAACUUUCACUAAACGCGGCAAAUAAAUCAACGUAUUUUCGUACAAAUUCAAUGUGUAUGUCCUGUGAUUAAUAAGGCAAUAGGACAGUGGUAAAAUGGCACACUAUGGUGUAAGGAAGAUAACAUCAAUAUGAUAUAUCAAAUGAGACACAAUUUGACAACUUAAGUUCAUGCAUUGAGGUAUUUGUACAUGGGCGAUUUCUCGCUUUUUUCACUUUCCCCAGCAGCCACCUUUCAUUGCGACGAUUAUUCAGACGAUUAUUCAGACGAUUAUUAGAGACUUCAUCUACCAUUUCGCACGACGUUUUGUGAGGAGACAACACAGAGCAACAAACAACAACCUUUGAGUGGCAAUAUUCAGAAAAUCAGCUUAUUUCUCGAGAAGCCAAAAAUGUGUACAGGAAGAGAUG